UAUAUCGGCAUGCGUGCCGUUGCCUUGUGGCAUUAAACCAGUUUCCACCUAGCUUGCACUGUGUCUCCCUGCCCGGCUACUACAAAUGGCGACGAAGAUGGUGAAACGAGACUACGACGGUUAGGGAGGCGGAUCCCGGAACCAACAGACGCUGGAGUAGGCUGGCAUGGCUAAGAUGUGGGAAUUUGACGCCUUCAUUAACGAAGGAGACGAAGACUUCGCUUCGUACGUGGAAAGAUUUGGGCACUAUUGCAAGGUAGCCAACGUGCAAGACGAAGAACUUAAGAAGUCAGCCUUCAUCACUGCCAUAGGGAAGAAAGCGCACAAGACGCUCAAAGAUUUGCUUCUACCGUCAAAGCCGGAAGAGAAGUCAUUCAAGGAUUUGGUAAAGGUACUGAGCGAACACUACGGGCCUACAAGCCAAGUCAUUGCGGAGCGCUUCAAAUUUAACCGGCGCUACCAAGGGGAAGGGGAGUCCGUCGCAGUUUUUGCAGUCGCGCUGAAGCACAUGGCUGCGAAAUGCGAGUUCGGCCAGUUUCUCGACGACGCGUUGCGGGACCGGUUCGUCGCGGGACUGCGGAACCCAGCCAUCCAGACAGGAUUGCUAAAGAAAAAGGAGCGGACGUUCGAGACGGCGUGUGAGUUCGCCAAGAGCGUCGAAUUGGCCGAGCGAGAGUCUAGGGGCUUCCGACCAGUUGCUGGAACAGACGCCGAAGUCCAUGCGAUCAAAAAGACAAGCAGGAAGCCUGUUUCGGGGAGUGAAACGAGAACAGCCAAGAACAAAUGUUAUCGGUGCGGCGAAGAACAUGACGCAAAUUCGUGUCGCUAUCGAAAGACAAGAUGUUAUCACUGCAAGCGCACGGGGCAUCUGUCUCGCGUGUGCAGAUCUAGGCACACAACGGCCAACGCGGUUCAUAACGUGGACGACGAACAGCCUGAUAGCGAGCUGUUGUUAUACAGCGUGUACCACGUCGGGACAACGAAGCGACCGUAUGAAGUGGAAGUGCGGCUUGAAGGUAUGACUGUGAAAAUGCAAGUUGAUACAGGCGCAGCUGUUUCGCUCCUGUCAGAAAGCCUGUUCAAGCUGCUAAAACAACCGCCGUCGCUUGCGCAGUGCGCAAUGAAGCUCAAAACGUACGGCGGAACGCCGCUUGAAGUCAUAGGCCAGGGCCAAGUCGCUGUGGAAUAUAACGGACAACGGAAGGUUCUGCAAAUCAUCGUGGUACCCGGAGACAAGCCAGCGUUGCUUGGGCGCGACUGGAUUGAGAGCCUCGGGGUCGACUUGAACAGCAUUCACGAGGUCCACACCGAGCUAGCUCCGGACAGCCUCGUUAGAAGGUAUGCAAGCGUUUGCAAGCGACUGGGCCACACCGAUAGUAGCCGUACAGAAGCCAGGCAACAAAGUGCGGCUUUGCGGAGAUUAUAA
This is a messenger RNA of Ornithodoros turicata, 1426 nucleotides long. RefSeq lists its product as uncharacterized. The coding region runs from base 167 to 1426 and encodes 419 amino acids. The record is from RefSeq and is a predicted model, not a curated record. Lineage: Eukaryota; Metazoa; Arthropoda; Arachnida; Ixodida; Argasidae. Gene Ontology annotation, biological process: proteolysis. The transcript has a single exon. Gene Ontology annotation, molecular function: nucleic acid binding; aspartic-type endopeptidase activity; zinc ion binding.